Messenger RNA from Striga asiatica, 1849 nucleotides. The record is from the annotation of a GenBank genome assembly. NCBI's taxonomy places the organism in Eukaryota, Viridiplantae, Streptophyta, Magnoliopsida, Lamiales, Orobanchaceae.
UUUCAUCAUAUGUGAGCAAAACUAAGUUCCAAACGUGUUUGCUGGGAUAUAUUAUACAACUGUUCAAGUUAGAGUUUAAUAUACCAAUUGAAGUGAUAUUAUGGCCGAGGGUGCUGAAGUGAUAUCGCCAACUUCCCAAAACUCGAAGAUCCCAAUAUUUGUUUUCUUCAGAGAUGCUAGCAAUGUAUUCAAACGAGACGAGUUAGGGAUCGAAAUACUGCGUAUUGCAGUCCCUGCGGCCCUGGCAUUGGCUGCCGACCCUAUUGCUUCUUUAAUCGACACUGCAUUUAUCGGCCACUUAGGUCCAGUAGAAAUUGCGGCUGUGGGAGUAUCGAUAGCUAUAUUCAAUCAAGCCUCAAAAGUCACAAUUUUCCCGCUCGUUAGCAUCACCACUUCAUUUGUGGCCGAGGAAGACACCAUCGAGAGAAUGAACAGUCAGAAUUUGAAAAAUGAUGACAUGGAAAAAGGGUCAAAUAAAAAUGAACAGUCCACGAACGAGGACUCGCGUGCAAAACAAGAAGCUCAAGAAAAUGAACAAAAGAAGUCUCUAGAUGCUUCUCGAUCGAAGAAGGAGCGUCGUCAUAUUCCUUCUGCAUCAACUGCACUUCUUCUUGGUUCUGUUCUUGGCCUCCUUCAGACAUUCUUCCUUAUACUUCUCGCCAAACCUUUGUUAGGUGUCAUGGGCGUGAAAUCCGGAUCUCCAAUGUUGGCCCCUGCACAAAAAUAUCUAACAAUAAGAUCAUUCGGGGCUCCAGCUGUUCUUCUUUCCUUGGCAAUGCAAGGAGUUUUUCGAGGCUUUAAGGAUACUAAAACUCCUCUCUAUGCCACUGUCACGGGAGAUUUGACAAAUAUAAUUCUGGACCCGAUUUUCAUAUUUGUUUGCAAAUGGGGUGUGAGCGGUGCAGCCAUUGCGCAUGUCCUUUCGCAGUAUGUUACGAAUUUAAUUUUCCCUCCAAAUCUUAGUCUAUGUUUUCAUCUAACAAUAUUGACUUGUUUCCUUUUGCUAGCAAGAGUUAUAGCGGUGACAAUUUGUGUGACUUUAGCAGCCUCAAUGGCGGCAAGGCUUGGAGCAACUCCAAUGGCCGCCUUUCAGAUAUGUCUACAGGUGUGGAUGACGUCAUCUCUACUUGCUGAUGGUUUGGCAGUUGCUGGACAGGCAAUUCUUGCUUGUGCUUUCGCUGAGAAAGACUAUCAGAAAGCUACAGCUGCUGCCGCUCGAGUGCUUCAGAUGGGAUUCGUGUUAGGACUCGGUCUUGCUGUAUUUGUGGGACUCGGACUUCAGUUUGGAUCAGGAAUAUUUACCAAGAAUCAAAAUGUUAUUCAAAUGAUCGCCAUUGGAAUACCGUUUGUUGCAGCUACACAACCUAUAAACUCCUUGGCAUUUGUGUUUGAUGGUGUUAAUUUUGGAGCAUCUGACUUUGCAUAUUCUGCAUAUUCCAUGGUUCUUGUGUCCAUUGUAAGCAUUGGAUCCUUGUUUGUGCUGUUUAAAAGUAAUGGUUUUGUUGGUAUAUGGCUUGCUUUGACCAUUUACAUGAGCUUAAGAACAUUUGCUGGUUUCUGGAGGAUGGGAACAGGAACAGGACCGUGGCACUUUCUUAAGGGUCGAACUCAAUCAUCAGUGCCAAACAACAUAUGAUCGUAGAAUUUUGAACAUUAUGAAUUAAAUCGAAUGAAACUUUGUUCAUUUACCAAUCUUGUUCGCUCAACGCCUACUCUAUUGCUUGUAGCAUAAAUAUUUGUUUUCUAUCUACAGGUUGUGCUCUUUUCUGUAUGUUCUUUCAUUAAAUACGCGCUAUCUUAUCUAUGUUCAAGGGUUAUUGUGUAAAUAAUAAUAAUAAUAAAAUAAAAA